This is a messenger RNA of Branchiostoma floridae (Florida lancelet), 870 nucleotides long. RefSeq names its product collagen alpha-1(XI) chain-like. Lineage: Eukaryota; Metazoa; Chordata; Leptocardii; Amphioxiformes; Branchiostomatidae. The record is from RefSeq and is a predicted model, not a curated record. The transcript is spliced from 3 exons. The coding region runs from base 1 to 870 and encodes 289 amino acids.
AUGGCGGCGAGAACACCCAACCAGCUGUACAUACCCAGAGAAGACGUGUAUGUUGCUGUGGAGAAGCGGAGGAGAGUGAUCCGGCUGUGUAAGCGGCUGUGGCAGGUCCUGGGUGUGCUGGUGGUGGUGAUUAUGGCAGUCCUGCAGCCGUACUUUGCUGCAAGGAUCGCAAAUCUUUCCCAAGAGGUUGCUGAGCUUCGAGACCGAGAGGGAGGGAAUGCCGCAGCAGUCCUAGGACCCCCAAGCGCCCAUGGGUUGGCUGGUCCCCCAGGGCCCCCGGGUCCUCCAGGAGAAAGGGGACCCGUCGGUCCUGCUGGCCCCCAGGGAGAAAACGGGCCAGCAGGACCGGUUGGACCUGAAUGGCCACGCGGGGACAAGAAGGAGAUGGGCCCAAGGGAUCAGAAGGAGGAGGGCCCCACGGAUGAGGGGAAGAGCCCCAGGGGUAUGGAGGAGGGCCCCAGGGGCAACAAGGAGGAGGUCCCCAGGGAUAAGAAGGAGGGCCCCAGGGGUAUGGAGGAGGGCCCCAGGGGUAACAAGGAGGAGGGCCCCAGGGAUAAGGAGGAGGGCCCCAGGGAUAAGGAGGAGGGCCCCAGGGAUCUGAAGGAGAAGGACACUAGGGAUGAUAAGGAAAAGGGCCGCAAGGAUAAUAUGGAGAAGGGCCCCAGGGAUAAGAAAGAAAAUGGCCCGAGGGAAAAGAAGGAGAAUGGCACCAAUGAUAAGACGGAGGAGGGCCCAAAGGAUAAGAAAGAGAAGGGACCCAAGGAUAAGAAAGAGAAGUGCCCGAGGGAUAAGAAGAAUAAGGACCCCAAGGAUAAGAAGGGGAAGGGCCCUCCAAGAUGGGCAGGUCCUCCGUGGUUUAUGCAAGGAUGA